CAUGCGCCAUCAGUUUGAGACCCGCGCUGCUCGCUGUCUCGCUCGUGCCGUCUGCCAGCCCCCGGCUGUGAGAGCCCGCCCACGAGCCCACCACCACCACCCGCCCCCGUAGUCUGCGCAUACCGGAUGCGUCUUUGUGCGCGCUGAGACCCGCUCUGACGUCGCCCUCGGCGCAGUCCCAUCGCCAUGUCGUUCCUCUUUGGAAAGAAAAACAAGCAGCAGCAGGCCGGCGCCCUCCCGCCCGCAACACGCGAUAUCGGCUCGUCGCAUGGCCCACCACCCGCAGGCUCGCAGAUACCCGCGCCCAACGGCACCGGCGCACGCGAACCCUCCUCUGAGAAGCAGAGGAGCGGGUCAGGGACCCAGACCUCGACCCCCGGCAACAACAGUGCGAACAACAGCUUCAGCUCGCUGAGCGCGGGCAACACCGCAAGCCCCGAGCCAAAGGCCCUCCGCGACCAGGGAAAUGCUGAUUUCGCGGGCGGCCCAAGGAACGCCCGCGGUCCCCCAGAAUCGUCCCCGUAUCCAUGGAGCUCUCGCCGAUUGAACUUCACUACCAACGCCUCGCCUUUCCCUCGGUAUGGCGCCGCCAUCAAUUCCUCGACCGGCUCUGCUGGCGUUAUCUACAUCAUGGGUGGGCUCGUUGGAGGUGCUACGGUCAAAGGCGAUCUCUGGGUGGCAGAGAUGGGGAACGGUAGCAUGGCCUGCUACCCCAUAUCGACGACAGGCGACGGACCCGGCCCCAGAGUAGGUCAUUCCAGUCUACUAGUCGGCAACGCCUUUAUCGUUUUUGGAGGAGACACGAAGCUCGAUGAAAAUGACGACUUGGAUGACACCCUCUAUUUGUUGAAUACAUCAACAAAACACUGGUCCAGGGCACUGCCGCAAGGACCACGGCCGACAGGUCGAUACGGACACACGCUGAACAUCCUGGGUUCCAAGAUCUACAUUUUCGGAGGUCAGGUCGAAGGUUUCUUUUUUAAUGAUCUGGUUGCAUUCGACUUGAACUCGCUACAGUCAUCGUCCAGUAGAUGGGAGGUACUGCUUCCCAAUCAGAAAGAAGGGACCGCAUCGUCACCUUCGACUCGCUCCCCCCCUGCUCGGACCAAUCACUCGGUUGUCACGUGGAACGACAAGCUCUACCUGUUUGGCGGCACGGAUGGAGUCACCUGGUUUAACGAUGUCUGGACCUACGAUCCUCGCUCCAACAGUUGGAGCGAGCAAGAGUGCAUUGGGUAUAUCCCCGUUGCCCGAGAAGGCCACUCCGCAACCCUCGUCAAUGAUACCAUGUAUGUUUUCGGCGGUCGCACUCAAGAUGGCGUUGACCUCGGAGACCUCGCGGCCUUCCGGAUAUCCUCUCGCCGGUGGUACAUGUUCCAAAACAUGGGACAUUCCCCUUCCCCACGUUCCGGUCACAGCAUGACCGCAUUCGGCAAACAUGUCAUAGUAGUGGCCGGUGAGCCAUCGUCAUCUGUCGCUGACAAGAACGAGCUGAGCCUUGCGUACGUCCUGGAUACUUCUAAGAUAAGAUACCCACCAAACGAGGCGCCGCCUCCUCAGCCCGGAAAUGCCCCAAGGAAAUUGAGCGGUAGUGAUAGAGCGAAUAUUCCCCAGGCGAAAGCUGGUUCGCCUCCUACCCGUGGAAGCAUGAUGCCUAGCGCACAAGAACCCAGACCACAAGAUCUUUUGAUGAACGGUGCUGGACCUGCUGGAUCUCGACUGCCCCGCGCAGCAGGCCCAGCACCCUCAGGGCCACCUCCACUACAACAGGCCCCUCAACCACGGGGACCCCCUCCGGCGAGCGGAUCUCGAAGCAAAACACCCACCAAGAAUGAGAGAGGUUAUGGCCCACCAUUGGAUACCCGUGGAGCCUCGUUCGAGCGAGAAAACAUCUCUCCCAUCACGAGGGAGAGCCCCGCUGAUGUGCAAUCACAAUCGCUCAACGAUGUUGCUGUUAACGGAACCAGAAAAAUGUCCGAGGGUGGCCAAAGCCAACCAAAAGAGUCCAUGGAUACGUCACGGUCGGGGAGUCUUGUAUCGCGAAGCACUUCAAAGUCACAUCGCCCACAGCACUCACUAGAAAGUAUAGAGCAGGCUGCCGCGAGACGUUCCAACGAGAACCAGCAACGUGCACUAAGUCGGGAAGCCGAAAGACCAGCCGAUAGCGGGGCUGCCGCCUCGCCUGCGGUCACCCAGAUCCACAACGAGUUGAAUCAACAGCUAGAAACACUCAAAGUCCGGAACGCUUGGUAUGCUUCCGAGCUUGCUCUUGCUCGGAAGGCUGGAUAUAACGCAGGGACAGCCACCAGCCCUGCUUUUGACGAGCGUUCAGCAGAAGCUUUCGGUGACGAUGAGAAGCCUUUGUUCGAAGCGCUGCUCAAGAUGAAGAACGAAUUGGAAAGAGUACAAACUUCAAUCAAAUCGCAGGGAGACGACGCGGCUCGCAGGAUAGCUGAGGUGGAGAGGCAACGUGAUGCGGCGAUCAGCGAAGCAAUCUACGCAAAGGCGAAAUUGGCUGCCCAUGGCGGUGGCAGCCAGGGAGGCACCCCUCAACCCGACGCUCCGCGUAGUACCGCUACCCCUGAUAUGGACCGUGUGGCCGACAUCAACCGUCGGUUGGCCGCAUCACUGGCCGCUCAGAGUGAAUUGACUAUAAAGCUGGAAAAGUUGACCCAUGAGGUUGAGGCUGAACGCAAAUCGAAACAAUUAGCGGACGAUACGGCGGAAGCUGCCCAGAAGCGAGUACAAGAGCUCGAUUCUUCGCGCCAGAAGAAUUCUGCUGAGCUCGAAGGAUUGCGAGCUGCACUACACGAAGCCGAGCAGAUCGCCAGGGAAGCAACAGCUAGCGCAGCCGAAGCUGAAGCCACGUCGAAGCUCUUGUCCGUCGAUAAGAACGAGCUAAGCAGCAAAUUUACAAGAGCCAUGGAAGAGUCCAUAAAUCAUGCGUCUGUGCUUCAGUCGCUCAAAGAAGCUUUGGCUGCUUCAUCAGAUAAGUCUGGUCUACUAGAGAAGCAAUUAGAGGACGAACGAUUCCAACGAGAAAGUCUACGACAGAAGCUUGCUCAGCUGCGGGCGGAGCACGAGAACCAAACCAUCGAACUAGAAGCGGCAUCGCAAAAGCUUAACGACACUGAACAACUCGCCGGGAAGUAUGCUGAGGAAGCACGACUCCAUCGCCAGGCAGUUCUCAAUGGCCUUGGGCAGAUUACCAACCGCGACGAAGGUAUUGAAGAUGCAAUGGAUGAGCGUGUAACUAUCCUCCAGCAACAGGUCGAAGCUGCGAACGUCAUGGUGCGCAAGAACCAAACAGCAGCGGAUGCGGCAUCCGAAAAACUACGACGGGCUGAGGAGAGAAUAGCCGGCCUUGAAGCGUAUCAAGAGCAGUCUAGUCGUGAAGGUCUUAACAUCCGCAAGCAGUUGCAGCAAGCAAUGCGAGACAUGCAAGCAGCUGAAGCUGAAAAGGCCGAGUUGCAACAGCAACAUGAGCGUCUGCGGCUGGACAGCAAUGCUUUCGAGGUUCAGCUCAAGACUUUGAAGAACCUCCUCGAAGAGCGAGGCGUAAGCGCGGUGGACGCACGCCGCUCUAGGGUUCUAGACAGCCCCAAUUCCAGAUUCGGAACGCCAGAGCUCAAUCGCGUUCGUGAAUUAGAGCAGCAAAUCGACUCCAUGGGCAAAGCACACGACGAAUUGCGGUCUGCUUUUGAGCAGCGCGAGCAUGAUGUAAGUCAGCAAUGGGAGGAGAAAUUGCAGGCUCUGCACAAUGAUCACCAAGCCGCCGUCAAAUACCUUCGGGGCACGGAGAAGAUGCUUACCAAGAUGAAGGCGGAGCUCGACCGGUACAAGCAAGAAAAGGUCAAGCUGGAGGCUGAGCUUGCGCAAACACGGUCAGCUUCGCGGAGCCCGACCAAAGAGCAGUCUGCGGAGUGGGAAGCAGAGCGUGAAGCCCUCCGGGCCCAAAUAUCCUCCACAGAGGAGAACAUGAAGGCAUCUGUCGCCAAGUUGGAGUCCCAGCUCUCUUCCCUGCAGACGGAUUUGGCCAUGGCACAGCAAGAAGCUGCUGCUGCUGCUAAGAAGGUGAACGAGGCGGAGUCCUCAGCCCAACAAUCACGCGCCGAUCUAGAAACGCUGCGUAUCCAGAACGCGGAACUGGACGAGCGGGCCCGCGAAGCCGAAACUCGUGUGCAGAUGUUCCUGGACCAAUUCGAGACGUCUGUUGAUAAUUACCGCCGUCAAUCCCAACCCACAUCGACAGCGGUCAACGGACAGGCCCGCGGACAUCGUCCACACGAUAGUAUCGCUUCGGGGGAAUCAAUGUACAGUGAUGAGGGCACUGCGACCCCUGACGCCGGCAACAGGCCCAGCUCAGCGGUCACGCGGAAUUCCAUGGCACUGGAUAACCUCGCUUCCGAAUUAGAUGCUCUUCGAAGCAACUGGGAAACCACUAACAAAGCCUAUCGUCUUUCUGAUCGCUUUGACUUUGAGCGCACGCCCACGAGCGAGAAGGGCGAAUUCAAUGAUUUCUCAGACUGGAGGCAACGAAUGGAUGCAUCGAUGGUUGACGAUAACGAUCAGGAUGGCAGGAAGAACUCUGAGGCGCACGAUUCCCAAGCAACACCGACUUCGGCCACAGCACCUCCAUCUGCGGCUCCAGUCGCGCCCAAAGCUGCUUCUCCUACACCUGCCGGCCCCGGCGGUGCCGCCAUGAUAUAAAUGACGACCAGGGCGUUUACCGGAUUGAUUUUGGAAUGCCGAAAAACCGAAUACCUCUACCUUUUUUUCUUCUCUGUAGGACGGGCUGGCUGGGCUUUCUUGGAUUGUCCGUUUGAUUGGCGCUAGAUGGUCU
This is a messenger RNA of Paraphaeosphaeria sporulosa, 4843 nucleotides long. Its product is annotated as cell polarity protein-like protein. Gene Ontology annotation, biological process: regulation of cell shape. The coding region runs from base 187 to 4710 and encodes 1507 amino acids. NCBI's taxonomy places the organism in Eukaryota, Fungi, Ascomycota, Dothideomycetes, Pleosporales, Didymosphaeriaceae. Gene Ontology annotation, molecular function: protein binding. The transcript has 3 exons. The record is from RefSeq and is a predicted model, not a curated record.